CAAGAGGUGUGACCAGACCCCACCCUUACACAAAGGAAAAGAUUGAACACUAACAUCAAAAGGCCAUGGUAAUGGUAAACCCUCUAAAUUAUUGGGGAAGACAAAAGAAUGAGAAAGAAAGGUGCCCCUUCUUUCGCUUCUACUAGUACUACUACUAUACUCAAACAAAACCAAAUUGUGGAAUGAGAAUGGCAACAGAGAGAGAGAGAGAGUAGUAAUUGACCCAUCAAACAAACCAACAUAACCCAUCCCAUGUAAUGUAAAUUGUAGAGAGAGUGAACACUGCCACUGUGUGUAUAUAGUAUGUAAACUCCUCCCAACAGACAGACACGCCUCUCAAUUAUUUGUGUCCAUUUCUUCUUCCCAUAUUGUUCUCGUGUGUUGUGUGUGUCAGUGUUUUGGUGUGUGUGAGAGUGAGUCAUUAGAUUAGAUUGGAGUGAGAGAGAGGAAAAAAAAGAAAGAAAUAGUGUGUUGUGUUGUUGGGUGGUUUACACUCUCCACAACGCCAAGAUGCCACGCCCAGGGCCAAGGCCUUACGAGUGCGUGAGGAGAGCUUGGCACAGCGAGCGCCACCAACCCGUCAGAGGUUCCAUCAUUCAGCAGAUUUUCAGGGUCGUCAAUGACGCCCACAGCCCCGCGACCAAGAAGAACAAGGAAUGGCAGGAGAAGCUCCCCGUCGUUGUUCUCAAGGCCGAAGAAAUCAUGUACUCCAAAGCCAAUUCCGAGGCAGAGUACUUGAAUCCUGAUACGCUCUGGGACCGCCUCAAUGAUGCCGUGAACACAAUCAUACGGAGAGAUGAAACCACCGAGACGGGUGACCUCUUGCCCCCAUGUGUUGAAGCCGCACUUAACCUGGGUUGCAAACCUGUGAGAACUUCCAGAAGUGAUCGGCACAAUAACCCCAGGACUUACCUUUCCCCAAGAAAUCAACAACCUCCUGCGUCUCCUAAACCUGUUGGUGGGAAUCCCUUGAACUAUGCCAAAGUCACAACUUCUGCAGUGUCACAGAUUCCUGUGUCAGAUAACUACCCCUUCUCGGAAAGCCUCCCUUCUGCUCGUCAUCAUCAGCGAUUGACAAUGGAAGCUAGACCCUCACUGAACUUGGGUUCAGUUUACCCAUUGUACUACGGUUAUGAAGCUAGAGAGCCUCAACCAAGAACGACCGCCAGAGAUACCACUUGUUCUGACACAAUCUUUGUUGGAAGACCAGUCAUUCCAGUCCCAGAACCAUCUGGAAUUGGUCUGUUAGAAAACUUCUCCUAUGGUAGAUUCCAACACGUUCCAAACAGAAUGGCUAUAGAAAGGGCUGUAGGCACCCAGGAGGCACCAGAUAGGGAAUGCGAUUUGUCUUUGAGGUUGGGUCAAUGUCUGCAUCCGUGUUCAAGCAGCAAAAGUAGUUCAGCAUUUGAAUUAGAUGAUAUUGGUUUAGGAGUUUCACUCGAGGGCAGCAAGUUUAGCCAUCUAUCUUUGCAGAGAAAUAAAGAGUUCUGUUUUUAUCCUAGAGAGACACAUUAUGGUACCCUUGACUCCUCCACUUCUGGUAAAUAUAAUGUAGAGGGUGAUGAUCAGAACUUAGAGGCAACACUUCGGAAGCGCAAAGCACGUUACAACGAGGAGGAUGGGCAAUUUUGCCGGCAUCUAGGGGUCCCAUCCAAUCGUUUUACUGGUAGGCCAGCUGUAGGUGACGGGACUAAGGCUUUGACCAGACUCAAAAUAUGCCUGUUCAACUUUGUAGAAAGGUCGAAUGAGGAAUUCUUUGGUGGGCAUUGCUGCCUACCAUAUACAAUCUGUGCAUCAACAUUAAAUAAAUGUGCUGCUAUGUUGAUCAGAUAUGCAAUUAUUUCUUAAGAAUGCCUUUACACCUGUCAAGUAUUGAACUGCUCGCCCAAAGAUUUUCUGAGGAUCCUGUGUACUUGUCGGAUUCAUGGACCACAUUAGCAGUGUCCAUGCUUGGAUAUGGACAAGGAAUCAGUUUGAAGUCUAUCCGUCCAAGUGUGUUAGGAGUGAGUUUCAAGACAUCAUAAGGAUAAUAACAUAACUUCGAUAUGGUAUCUUGAGAUUAUUAGCACAACUUCCUGCAGUACCCGGGGCCGAUUUAAGAUGGGCUUUUGGUCCUUACAUUUGGCUAAACAAAGAUAACUCUUGUUACGGGGCCUUAUUGACUCUUGAUUUGUAAAAAAUGAAAUUUGGUUAAGGCAUAGGUAUUGGAGUUAUUAUUUGACAUGUGGGGUCCUAUUAAAAACGCACUUAAGAUAGCCUUUAUUGUAGGUGUCAAAUAAUAA
Messenger RNA from Cajanus cajan (pigeon pea), 2282 nucleotides. The record is from RefSeq and is a predicted model, not a curated record. NCBI's taxonomy places the organism in Eukaryota, Viridiplantae, Streptophyta, Magnoliopsida, Fabales, Fabaceae.